AUGGCCCCCGAUAUCGAGACCGAGUGUGCAAACCCCCAGCUGUUGGCCUGGGUCAAGGAGUGGCUCGACCUUGCCAGGGAACGCAACUCCAAGGGAAUCACCACCUACAAGAACGCCUACGAGUCCCUCAGGGCCUGUCCCUUGGUGUUCCAACAUCCCGCCCAGCUCCAGCAGCUCAAGGGCUUCGGCCCCAAGCUGUGCGAGCGUCUGACGGAAAACCUCAAGAGACACUGCCAGCAAAAUGGCAUUCCCAUGCCGGAGCAUCCUCAAGCGUCCAGGGCCGCCGUAGACUCCCAGGACGGGGCCCUCAAGAAGAGGAAGAAGACGCAGCCCAAGCCAUAUGUCCCAACUUUUCGCUCGGGCGCCUAUGCCCUCAUCCUCGGACUCUCCACCCUGCCCGAGGAUGCGUCCAGGGGUAUGGCCAAGACAGACCUGAUCCAAGUUUCGCAGCCACACUGCGACUCGUCCCUGACCGUGCCCAGCGACCCCACAAAGUUCUACACCGCCUGGAGCUCCAUGAAAACACUCAUCCAAAAGGAGCUCGUCUAUGAGAGCGGCAGGCCAUUGCGCCGAUACGCCCUCUCUGACGAGGGAUGGGACGUGGCCAAACGAAUCAAGGAGACGCGCCAGUGGCAUUUGGAAAACGAGGAUAACGGAGCUGGCUACCACAAACCGCCGGGGAUCCCAAACGAGCCUGGACCUGCCCCGACCCUCCCGCGUUGCUCCCUUUCCCCUGAGCCUCAAGAACCGCAGAGACGCGUCUCGCCUUGCCGCAAUGUCGUCGCAGAAGGCCCGGUUGUCUCGGGGCAUGACUCUUUGCCUGAUUUCAGCCCCAUAAGGCUACCUCCUGGGUCAUUUUCGGUCCAUCUUGUGCUCGACGUCCGUGAAGUCAGAGCCAAGACAGAUCGCGACUACAUGCAGGAGGAGCUUGCCAAACAGGACGUGAAGCCCAUUAUGAGGAGUCUCGAAGUCGGGGAUGUCCAAUGGAUUGCCAAGUGUCACGAUCCAGACCUCUUGUCGAAGCACGGAGCUGAGGGGGACGAGGUUGCCCUCGAUUGGAUCGUGGAAAGAAAACGGCUUGAUGACUUGAUCGGUAGCAUCAAGGACGGGAGGUUCCACGAACAAAAGUUUCGCCUCAACCGCUCCGGGGCUAGAAAGGUGGUUUACAUCAUUGAAGAAAUCUCAAUGGACCCGGCCUCGCAUCAGAGAUACGAAGAGGCGGUUCAAUCUGCCAUUGCUUCAACGCAAGUCGUCAAUGGCUAUUUUGUCAAGAGGACGGCCAAGAUGGAUGAAACCAUCAAGUACCUGGCCAGAUUGACUCGGAUGUUGAAGCGCGACUACGAGAGCCGUACUCUCAACGUCAUCCCGACCAAUGUCCUCACCGCCCAAAACUAUCUGCCGCUCAUCAACCACGUACGCGAAAGGGACACUUCCGCGGGAUACUACAUUAGCUAUUCCGCCUUUGCGUCGCUGGCGUCCAAGUCGGAGAUGAUGACGCUGCGCGACGUCUUCCUCAAGAUGCUCAUGACGACAAGGGGGGUCACGGGGGAGCGGGCGCUGGAGAUACAGAAACGGUGGAAGACGCCCUACGAAUUUGUCAAGGCAUUCGAAGCCUGCGGACCUGGAGAACCCGGCAGAAAGCGCAAGCGAGAGCUGGUGACCGGCGAGUUGAACUACCUGGUCGGGAGAAAGAAGAUCAACAAGGUCCUCAGCCAGAGGAUUGCGGAAGUCUGGGGGGACGUCUGA
Molecule: messenger RNA, 1746 nt
Organism: Hirsutella rhossiliensis
Lineage: Eukaryota; Fungi; Ascomycota; Sordariomycetes; Hypocreales; Ophiocordycipitaceae
Product: ERCC4 domain-containing protein
Exons: 1
Coding region: 1-1746 (581 amino acids)
Biological process (GO): resolution of meiotic recombination intermediates; DNA catabolic process; mitotic intra-S DNA damage checkpoint signaling
Cellular component (GO): Holliday junction resolvase complex; nucleus
Molecular function (GO): 3'-flap endonuclease activity; crossover junction DNA endonuclease activity; DNA binding
Source: RefSeq, a predicted model, not a curated record